Acanthisitta chloris (rifleman) is the source of this 1221-nucleotide messenger RNA. RefSeq names its product myeloperoxidase-like. The record is from RefSeq and is a predicted model, not a curated record. The annotation marks the transcript as partial. Gene Ontology annotation, molecular function: peroxidase activity; heme binding. NCBI's taxonomy places the organism in Eukaryota, Metazoa, Chordata, Aves, Passeriformes, Acanthisittidae. The transcript has 8 exons. Gene Ontology annotation, biological process: response to oxidative stress.
AUGGACUCCUCACUGAAUGAGGCUUCAGCUGUGCUCUCAGACUUUUCUCUCCUGAGCAUCAUCAAUGAGGCCAAGCAGCAGGUAGACACAGCUUACUUACAGGCCCGACAAAGCUUAAAGAGGAAACUAGAGGAACAACAUGCCAACCCCAUGGAUUUCCUGAAGCACCUAAAGGACCCUGUGGGAAAGACCAGAUCUGCAGUCCGUGCUGCUGAUUACAUGGAGACUACUUUGAAGCUUCUCAAAGAGAAGCUUCAUCUUCCUGGGGAAGAGAGAUUCAAUGUCACAGACCUGCUGAGCAGAAGGCACAAGGAGAUGAUUUCCAAAGGCACUGGCUGUGACUAUCAGACUCGUUCCAUUAGAUGCCCCAAGAGGGACAUGUAUCGAACCAUCACUGGGCAGUGCAACAACAGAAAACACUCCCACUGGGGAUCCUCCAACCGUGGCUUCGCUCGCUGGCUGCCAGCAGUGUAUGAGGAUGGAGUGUCCAUUCCCAGAGGAGCAAUUGCAGGAAAGGAGUACAAUGGAUUCCCACUCCCUCUGGUCCGACAAGUGUCCAAUGAAAUUGCUCACACAGCCAAUGAGAAUGUCACUGCAGACCAGGAGCUCUCUCUUGUCUUCAUGCACUGGGGCCAAUGGGUCAACCAUGACAUCGACUUAGCCCCUGCCAGCGGGGAAGGAGCAAGCCUGGAGCUCCUGUGCCACACUGAGUGUGCCUUCAAGCCCCCCUGCUUCCCCAUUAAGUUCCCCCCAGAUGACCCACGGAAGCUGAGGCCCAACGUCUGCAUGCCCUUUGUCCAGUCAGCAUCUGCCUGCAAUCCCACAUCCUUCAUCCGGGAGCAACUCAACGCCGCCAGCUCCUACAUCGAUGUCAGCACCUUGUAUGGCAGUGAUGAUUCUCUGGCAAGGAGUCUGAGGAACAGCACCAACCAGCUGGGCUUGAUGGCUGUGAACCAGAAUUUCACAGAUGCAGGGCUGGAAUUCCUGCCCUUUGAGAAUGUGACGAAGAGUGUUUGUGUCCUCACCAACAAGACUGCCAACAUCCCCUGCUUCAAAGCAGGUGACAAACGUGUGACAGAAAACCUGGGCCUCUCUGCAAUGCACACCAUCUUCCUCAGAGAGCACAAUCGCCUGGUCAGGGAGCUGAGGCAGCUCAAUCCCCACUGGGAUGGGGAAAAGCUUUACCAGGAGAGCCGAAAGAUUGUGGUGGCCAUAAACCAG